This is a messenger RNA of Symbiodinium sp. CCMP2592, 846 nucleotides long. Lineage: Eukaryota; Dinophyceae; Suessiales; Symbiodiniaceae. The record is from the annotation of a GenBank genome assembly.
AUGCACAGGCGGUCGAAGCGGCAAAAGCUUGGAACGGACAGCAGCCCUUGGAAGGCAAAGGAGGAGGAGACAUUCCAUUCUUUUGCCAAGGAAGAGCCAUACCAAAUCCGGCCACAGGAAGGUGAUCAAUGUGACGACACCGAGGUGGCCAAGGCUGAGGCGGCACAAGAGCCGACGACCAUUAAGGAAGAGUGGGAUCAAAAUUGGCAUUUUCAGACUCCAGCUGCUACGACACAGGAUGUCGAGCCGGCAGACAACGAACAGCCCGCAGAGUUCGCCAGGGUUCGCAGAGGGGAUUUGACUGCGGCAGACAUCAUUCGCGGCAUCAAGACUGGGGAGUUCGCGGCACUGGCAAACGACAUGCGCGACAAGAUCGGGAUCCCAAAUCAGGCGUGGGAUGCCAUGCACCCGAGGCAAGCCGUUGAGAAAUUUCUGGAGCGCUACAACGGCCCCGAAGCGGAUCGACACAAGUUGUACUACUUCCAGCACAAAUGGGAUCGCCAUCGCUUCUUGUGCACCAUGGUCGUGCAGGGAUUCCAUGGGCGAGAAAUCAAAGUAAUCUCAAAGAGUCUCUCCGUCCUGGACAAGCCCGCUGCCGAGACAGCUGCGUGUCUAACAUUUAAGUUAGAUAAAGAAGUAAAUGCUGUAAGGCUCAAGCUCCCCGCAGCGAUGAAGUUUAUUCGCCAGUUUUUCUGCCUCGGUGGAAAACAAAAGGCCGAGCUUACAACUUUAGGUUUUCAGCCUAAAGUUGUCCAAUCGGACAUCACGACAGCGAUUUACAAUGGCUUCCGGCCGUUAGGCUGUCAGACAUCGUUUUGGGAUGCCGACGAUGUUGAGACCAAAUGA